Messenger RNA from Pomacea canaliculata, 5067 nucleotides. RefSeq names its product baculoviral IAP repeat-containing protein 3-like. Gene Ontology annotation, biological process: negative regulation of apoptotic process; regulation of cell cycle. The record is from RefSeq and is a predicted model, not a curated record. Bases 705 to 1841 code for a protein of 378 amino acids. Gene Ontology annotation, molecular function: cysteine-type endopeptidase inhibitor activity involved in apoptotic process. Lineage: Eukaryota; Metazoa; Mollusca; Gastropoda; Architaenioglossa; Ampullariidae. Gene Ontology annotation, cellular component: cytoplasm; spindle microtubule; nucleus. The transcript is spliced from 7 exons.
UUUUUUUCACUUCUCCAUGAAAUUUUCUCCUAAUUUAAAUCUGUGUACGUAGGCUUAACGCGUCUGGUGUUUCCUUGAAGUCGGGUUCACGUGAAACAGUUGUUAACAGACAAUUCUGACUAGUCCAUACCUCCACCCGAGUCGACCCCGCAGUGGUCGAGAUCCAACCUCUUGAGGUCGACUCACUCAAACUGAAAACGUCAAAUCGUCCAGUCCACGUUUGCUAGAUCCAUCCGUGAAUUCAAUUCGCAUACAUACAAAAAACUCUAGAGUGGGAAGGUCGACGGUGCCAGCCUGGAGGUGUAUACACAAGUUGGCGGUGCCAGUGCAAAGAUCGCAGGUAGGACUAACCUGAAGAGGGUUGUGUUAUUUCCCCUUGCUGUGAGCUCUUCGGUGCAAAGUCGCGAAAAUUUUGUUUACUCAGCUUGGAUAAACAGAGAAGAAAAUACAGUUGUCAGCAUCUUGUUGUUAUUAGAAUGUGUGAUCUAUUAAACGAGACAUCUGGAUAUUAUAAUGAGGAAAUAAAUUCAUGCAGAGAAUCAGAUUGCUGUUUCAGAGAUUUUCUUGCCACCAGUGUAUUACUAAUGUAAACAAAGAUGACGGAUUAGCUGGACCUCGGAAGUAAAACUCACACGUUCGGGUUUUUCACGUAUUUUUGGAAACAUGGCCAAAGUCCACUCUACGUCAGUAUAUGAUUUCUGACCAUGACGCAGCAGAGACAACAAAGUUCACCAUCACAUAUCAACCUUCUCAGUGAGCGAAGUCGCUUGGAAACAUUUCGCUACUGGCCAGUGACUGCCACACUGGAACCUGGAAGGCUUGCACAAGCAGGAUUCUUCUAUAUAGGACCACAGGAUCGGGUCCGCUGCAGAUUCUGUGGUGGUGUUCUCAAAAGCUGGCAACCUACUGAUGAUCCCUUUAUUGAACAUCAGCGAUAUUUUGCGCAGUGUCCAUUUAUUAAUGGGGAAGAUGUGGGAAAUAUUCCCAUUGAAGGUUCACAGACUUCAGUGGUGGCAAGUGAGCAGCUUCAUCCAAGAAUGUUUCAUCCAUGUAGUCCUCAUUAUAACACCAUAGCAAAGAGACUUGAAACAUUUCAUGAGUGGCCAAGCAGGACUACUCAGAAUCCAGAAGAACUUGCAGAAGCAGGAUUCUUUUACUGUGGUGUAGAUGAUGCUGUGCGAUGUUUUUUUUGUGAUGGGGGGCUUCGAAAUUGGACUCCUAGUGAUGAUCCUUGGGUGGAGCAUGCUCGGUGGUUUCCUCGUUGUCCAUAUCUUCAAGAAGAAAAGGGCUCAGAUUUUGUUGCUAGCAUUUUGCAGAGGUUUCCACAGACACAGCAUGAAAGAAGACAAGCAUACCAAUGGGCACCACAAACUCCUGCACAAGCUGUUCCAGCUCAUGAAAGGAGGGAGACAAAAGCUAUGGAAUCAGAAGUUGUCCAGGAAGUCUUGAAAAUGGGAUUUGAGCCAACCCGAGUGCUUGCAUCUGUACAACAGUUGAUGACCACUACAGGAGGGCAGCUCCCUUCUCUGGCUCAGCUUUUGGACAAACUGUUCCAGGAAGAUGAUGUCCAAUCUGUCCAGGGGCCACCAGAGCAACGAGAAGUUGAGCCAGUCUCGCAUUUUACAUCUGGCUCUGAAAGUAGAAUAUUACCUUCCUCUGAAGUCAACUUAGACCCUGCGAGUGACAGGAUACUUUGCAAAAUCUGCAUGGACAAUCAAGUAGAGAUGACCUUUCUGCCAUGUGGUCACUUAAUUUGUUGUGCUUUAUGUGCCCGCAAUGCCCAUACCUGCCCCAUGUGUCGCAGGCCUGUCAGAGCCAGUAUCCGCACAUACCUGUGUUGAUUUUAAUGCAGGUGCUGUUGCUGUGUUUUGUUGAGAUUUAAGAGCUUUGUGCUUUAUUCAUCUUUCAGAUUGGUGUCAGACAAAAACUGUUCUUGUAAACAUUGUUUAUAGUUUAUUGUGAUAUUAAGUGAGAAAUGGAAGUGUGUAGAUAAAAAUGCUGUUGAAACAAAUGAAGGAGAUAUGUAGGUGUGAAUGACAUUUGAUUUUUUUUCACUCCUCUUUAUUAUUUUGCACUCAUUUGUGCAAGCAUUCUUUACUAUUUUAUUUUAAAAACUUGGGGUUUUUUUUCCUUUUUUUCAGGAAUUCAAAAUUUUAGUAAACUGUUAGUGUCAAGAGUUAGUGCAGCAAUUUAAACUGCUGUAAAAAUGAAAAAUGGCCAUGGAAUAGUUUACAGAUUCACUUAUACAGAUUUACCUUUUAAAAAAAGAGUUGUGACUGAAGUAUUCAAGGUUAGUUCAUUGAUAGUAUCGGUUGGAUAUGCUGGCUCAGCAGAGCAUGUAACUGAACUGGUGGAAAAAUGGAAGAUAUAUGGAUAAUCCAAACAGAUGUGUGGAGGAUAGCAACUGCAGUAAAACAAAGUGAAUCGAAGUAUUGUCAUUACUGUAUAAUAUUAUAUGUUCACAAACGAGCAUGUACAUUUAUUUUUGAACAAUGUUUGGUCAGCUGCUGGCACUGACUAGAGUUCUCAAAAAUAAGUAAAUAGUUUUUAUUAAAAUCUAACCAUAUUUUUGUUGUGACCAUCAAAACAAAGUCACAAAAUUACAUGUAUCCUACUUCAAAAAAGAAUGUCAGUAAUGAUGCAUAAAAAAAUAGCGGGUAAUACAUUAUUUAUAACAGUCACCUUUUGGACUUAAUCUUCAGAUAUACAGUGAACAAUACAACUUCAUCAGUGCUUGUAUGAAAUCUGUAGGAAAGUUUUAAGAUGUUUACAUUGGUGAAAUGAGCUAUUUAGUUUAGGGUUCUUUUGUGCAUGAAGAUAUCUAAAUGCCAUUUUAAGUUUUCUUCUGUCUAGUAAGUAUAGUACUAUUCUUAACACCACUGUGACUAAUUUAUCACCUGUGUCAUAUGAUUAAAUUUAACUCUGUAAUGCAAAUGGAUUAUUAUGAAAGACAGCUGUGAUUUAUCUACAGUGGCAUGUGCUUGUGAAUUAUUUUAUAAAAAUUUAGCGCUCUGUUUCUGUAGUUAUGUAGCUGUAAUUUGUAUGAAAGAAAUGAAGGUUUAAUGUAUUUACUGUUAAUAUGUGACCUACUGUAGUUAUUUUUCUUGUUAAUUUAGAACAAUUUAUAAAAAAAUUAGUACCUUUAAUGUCACCUUUUUUUCAUACCAGUAACUUUUGUAUUGUAUUUUAUCUCUGAAAAGUUUUUCUUUUACUUGCCUUUUCAAAUGUUACAUACAAAGCUUAGAAUGGUGUCAAUUGGAAUGAAUCCCUUUGGAAAGUAAAUAUCAUUGCUUGGCUGGUACAUGCUGAUCUCCAGUUGGUACUAGUCAUCAGUGGGGGUGGGGCUGGCAAGGUUUUCCACCAUGCUGCAUACAAAAUUAACCCUUUAAUGUUGUGCGUUUUUCGAUUUGGAUAUGACUGUUGAAGAUCUAUUCAGCCAUGCUUCUGCUAACAGCUUCACGUCAGUGAUAAGAAAAUUUUGGAUUACUUUAAAGAUGACUUUGCUUGGGCAGCCAAUUAGGUUAUGAUUCUGUAGUUUUGACACUGUUUACUGUUUCCUUUCUUUGGAAUGUAUGACCAGUGACUGCAAUCAUUUGUUGGGCCACUCAUUUUCUUUCCAGAUUUUUUGACAAAGAAUGGGUUUACUCUUUCUUCCCAUGUUACUUGAACAGCUCAGCUAGGAUAUUGUGACUUCCCUUCCGUCAGACUGAGUACAGUUAUCAACUUGACCUCUUACCUUAGGGCUAAUAAGUCUGCAAGUUCACUGGUUGUAGUCUGGUUGCUUUAGAGGAUGCUGAAGUCCAUCUUAGGUAUCGGAAGUUAAAUAGGUCAUUGCAAUACUCAGCCCACUGGUUGCUUGUGGUUUAUGCGAGAAGGUGACCAUUGCUCUCUUUGAUAACUGAGCUCAUGUGCCGACUUUGCUGUGAGAUGGUCUUAGUUGCUGGCAUGGGGUAUAGCUCAAACAACCAUAGUGCUGACUUUCUUUUCAGCAGAAUGUGGAGUAGUGACUAUGGGCUAUGAUUUGAAAGCAAAUAACUCAUUCGCUAGUCACUAUGUAGGGAAAGCGGAGAGCUGAGCGAGUAGAGCACUGGCGUCUGCACCAAGACUGGUGUGGCGCAAGAACUUCCGUCAGUCGACCAACUGUUGAGGGAUGGGGAAGAGGGCAGCGAGGAAGAAAAGAUGGAAGCCACCCUCACAUAAAGUUAUUCUUAACAAAAGUGAGGUCUCGUAAAACCUCACUCCUCAUAUAAAGCUAACCCUAAGAAAACUUGAGUCUCACUGGGGAGUGAGGUGUUAAAAAAGGGUGGUCCGGUGGCGCAACGGCAAUACAGUGAGAGUUGACUGUCCUGGGUUCAGAUCUCGUCUCGAGCGCGUUGCUUUUUCUGCCUAUGGCUAGUGUUUACCAGCUGGCUGCCUUAAUGUGAUAUAGCUUUAGUUGCUGGCUCGACGUACAACAACAAUACCCCUUCUCCCUAACAGCUAAAAGAAAAGUUAGCUAAGGACAUUCUGUCAUAGUGUGCAGUCCAUAAAACACACCACUCUACGGUAAUUUGUCUUUUUGUGGGUUCUUUCGAAACUAGCGUGUAGGUUGUCUGUAAGUCGUUUGUAGAGCUUAAAAAAAGUAAUAGUGAGGCUGCGUGAAUCUUAAAGAACCUUUAAGUGUCAUGUGGUAAUGUUUACUGUUGUCAUUAAGGAUUAAUAUGUAAGGAGAUUUUGAAGCUUUGCUUUUGAACUUUCGUCCAUGGAAUCAUUUUACAGCCAAGGAAUGUGCUACAUAAUGUUGUUUUUUUUUUUUUUGGGGGGGGAGGGGUUUGGGUCAUUUAAACGAUAAAAAAGUUCAGUUACCUCAAAUAUUUAUGUGUUAGGGCAGAAAGAAUAUUGUUAAAAUGACUUUAUUUAAACUAAAUAAUUCAAACCUUUUUUUGAUGGAUCCUUAAUGCUUUAAAGUUAAGGUCAUUUCCGUACUCUGGUAUUUGCAUUUGAUAAAAGCUGCUUUUUUGCAUUUAUAAUUUGUCAGUUUUAUUAGGUCUGACAACAUAUUAAACUCAAAGAAAAUGUUACUGGUAA